ACCAUGGGAUUUCUGGUGCCUAAAGGAAAUCUCCUCCUCCUCCUCCUGUGUGCCAGCGUCUUCCUCGCUUUUGGCCACGUGGAAACCCGAGCCCAUGCAGAGGAACGUCUCCUGAAGAAACUCUUCUCAGGUUAUAACAAGUGGUCCCGUCCAGUCGCCAACAUUUCUGAUGUGGUUCUGGUCCGUUUUGGCUUGUCCAUUGCCCAGCUCAUUGAUGUUGAUGAGAAAAACCAAAUGAUGACCACGAACGUGUGGGUGAAACAGGAAUGGCACGACUACAAGCUACGCUGGGACCCCCAGGAGUAUGAAAAUGUCACAUCCAUCCGAAUCCCCUCGGAGCUGAUCUGGAGGCCAGAUAUUGUCCUCUACAACAAUGCUGAUGGUGACUUUGCAGUCACCCACCUGACCAAGGCUCACCUCUUCUACGAUGGGAGAAUUAAAUGGAUGCCACCUGCCAUCUAUAAAAGCUCCUGCAGCAUUGAUGUCACCUUCUUCCCCUUUGACCAGCAAAACUGCACAAUGAAGUUUGGCUCCUGGACCUAUGACAAAGCCAAGAUAGACCUGGUGAGCAUGCACAGCCACGUGGACCAGCUGGACUACUGGGAGAGUGGGGAAUGGGUCAUCAUCAACGCUGUGGGCAAUUACAACAGCAAGAAAUACGAAUGCUGCACAGAGAUCUACCCUGAUAUCACUUAUUCCUUCAUUAUCCGGAGGCUGCCACUCUUCUACACCAUCAAUCUCAUCAUCCCCUGCCUCCUCAUCUCCUGCCUGACCGUCCUGGUUUUCUAUCUGCCCUCUGAGUGUGGAGAGAAGAUAACUUUGUGCAUCUCUGUUCUGCUGUCCCUCACUGUGUUCUUGCUGCUCAUCACAGAGAUCAUCCCCUCCACCUCCUUGGUCAUCCCUCUGAUUGGAGAGUACCUCCUCUUCACCAUGAUAUUUGUGACCUUGUCCAUCAUCAUCACUGUCUUUGUGCUCAAUGUCCACCACCGUUCCCCACGGACCCACACGAUGCCAGACUGGGUGAGGAGGGUUUUCCUUGACAUUGUCCCACGCCUCCUCUUCAUGAAACGUCCCUCUGCUGUCAAGGACAACUGCAAGAAGCUCAUUGAAUCCAUGCACAAAACAAACAACACCCCCAGGCUUUGGGCUGAGGUCAGUGUGGAACCCAACCUCACCACCUCCUCCUCCUCCAGCCCCCAGAGCACCGAGCCAUCCCCCACCUCUUCCUUCUGUGCCCACCUGGAGGAGGCAGCCAAACCUCAGCCUAUCUGCAAGUCCCCUUCUGGGCAGUACUCUGUACAGGUGACCUGCUCCUCUCCACAACCUUCCCACCACCAUCCCCUGAGUGACACCCAGGCCACCUCUGUCCUGAAGGGCAGGUCCCUCAGUGUCCAGCAGAUGUACAACCCCAGCAAGGCAGAGGAAGGGACCCUCCGCUGUAGGUCCAGGAGCAUCCAGUAUUGUUACCUUCAAGAAGACUCUUCCCAAACCAAUGGCCAAUCCACUGGCUCCCCAGCAUCCCAGAGGUGUCACCUCAACCAGGAGCAGCCCCAGCACAAGCCCCCCCAGUGCAAGUGUAAAUGCAAAAAGAGCCAAGGAGCUGGCACGGGAGCUCAGGGGAGCAAGACCAAAGAACAACAUCUCCUCUUGAUGUCCCCAGCCCUGAAGCUGGCAGUGGAAGGGGUUCACUACAUUGCAGACCACCUGAGAGCAGAAGAUGCAGAUUUCUCAGUGAAGGAAGACUGGAAAUACGUUGCCAUGGUCAUUGACAGGAUCUUCCUCUGGAUGUUCAUCAUCGUGUGCUUGCUGGGAACUGUUGGGCUCUUCCUCCCCCCGUGGCUGGCAGGGAUGAUCUAA
Calypte anna (Anna's hummingbird) is the source of this 1857-nucleotide messenger RNA. RefSeq names its product cholinergic receptor nicotinic alpha 4 subunit (gene CHRNA4). NCBI's taxonomy places the organism in Eukaryota, Metazoa, Chordata, Aves, Apodiformes, Trochilidae. Gene Ontology annotation, molecular function: transmembrane signaling receptor activity; acetylcholine-gated monoatomic cation-selective channel activity. The coding region runs from base 4 to 1857 and encodes 617 amino acids. The transcript has 6 exons. Gene Ontology annotation, biological process: chemical synaptic transmission; signal transduction; monoatomic ion transmembrane transport. Gene Ontology annotation, cellular component: neuron projection; synapse; postsynaptic membrane. The record is from RefSeq and is a predicted model, not a curated record.